Messenger RNA from Symbiodinium natans, 840 nucleotides. The record is from the annotation of a GenBank genome assembly. Lineage: Eukaryota; Dinophyceae; Suessiales; Symbiodiniaceae.
AUGCCUUCUCAGAAGCCUUUCGGCGUUCCUCCGAGGGACUGGUAUGGCAACCGCGGGCAAGGCCGCGUGCUGCGGCGUCAGCAGGGCCAACGUGGGCCAAUUUCGCCGCCGGCGAUAAUCGCAGCUCGGCCACGCGCGCCUGGCACUGGAACUCCGCUGGCUUCGUCUGUUGCUGCUUCGCCUGGGCCUGGCACUGGAACUCCGCUGGCUGCGGAACCGCCUGCUGGCAGCCCUGGAGUUGCGGCUUCAUCGUCUGUGCCACCUGAGAUGCCAGUUGCAGAUGCUGGCCUGGACCAGGAGAUGCCAGUUGCUGCUGAUGCUGUUGCUGGCCAGGUUGCUGCUGGUGCAGACACAGCUGCUGGCCAGGAGCCGGGUGAGCGACAGUCGCCUUCCGAGACCCCGCCUCUGCCUCCUUUCAAGUGGCCCUUCAAGAAGCUUGCUGAGGUCAGUCAGACGGAAGCCAUGCCCUUCGGAUGGACCAAAGUCCUGCUGCAGGAUAACACGUGCUACUGCUACAACAUAAAGGCCAAAGUCUGCUGCUGGAAUGCGCCUACUUUGCUGCAAGUGCCCGAUGCGGAUCCUUUGCCCCCAGGGUUUUCACCCUGGGAAUUAUGGGAUGUCUGGGGCACCUGCAAGACGAGUCGCGUUUGGUUUAAUCCUAAAGCGGGGACGGUGGCCGACUUCGAUCUUUUCAAAGACGCCUACGAGAGCGCGAAGGCUGAGAUGGAGGCGGCCGAGAUGCAGCGGCGUCGGCGCGAGCAGGAGGCUCGUGAUGAGGCGGAUGCGGCAAGGGCAGCGGCUAAGAAAGAUAAGAAAGAGAAGAAGAGGAGGAGGGGCUGA